Messenger RNA from Talaromyces amestolkiae, 936 nucleotides. RefSeq lists its product as uncharacterized. The transcript is spliced from 4 exons. The record is from RefSeq and is a predicted model, not a curated record. The coding region runs from base 1 to 936 and encodes 311 amino acids. NCBI's taxonomy places the organism in Eukaryota, Fungi, Ascomycota, Eurotiomycetes, Eurotiales, Trichocomaceae.
AUGCUUUACCGCAUGUCCGCUGCCCGCGCGGCCUUCCGCGCUGCUUCCAGCUCCAAUGCCUCUGCCGCUAUUAGAGCUGCUGUUCCUGGCAAUGUCUUCCGGGCUCAAUUGACCUCCGCUAGCCGCCAACGUUUGACCACACCAAAACUCGCUUUGGCCGUCCGCAAGCCAGUUACCACCGCCCUCGUCCGUUAUGCUUCUACUGCUACAGAGAAGGCUGGUUCUUCGGCUGCUGGUCUUCCCGAGGAUGAACCCGAUAUGCUCGCUGGUGUCAAGAACGAUGCGAAAGUCAUCAAGGAGACCUUCACCCUCAAUGAGGUCCCCAAGGAGGCUCUUUACUUCGGCCUUGCCGGUGUCGUUCCUUACUUGGUUACCUCUUUGAACACCUGCUACCUCGCAUGGGAAAUCAACAACAACGUCAUCAAUGGCUCUGGCUUUUUGCUCUCUGGAGAGACUGCCUCUUUCCUCCUCCACCUUACUGAGCCUAUCCAAGUCGGAUACGGUGCUGUUAUCUUGUCCUUCCUCGGUGCUAUCCACUGGGGUCUUGAAUGGGCUGGAUAUGGUGGUAAUCACGGCUUCCGCCGUUAUGCCACUGGCGUCAUCGCCCCUGCUAUCGCUUGGCCCACCUUAUUGCUCCCCAUUGAGCACGCCCUUAUCACCCAGUUCCUCGCCUUCACUUUCUUGUACUACAAUGACGCCCGUGCUGCCAGCCGAGGGCUUGCUCCUCACUGGUACGGCAUGUACCGCUUCGUCUUGACGUUUGUUGUCGGUGCCAGCAUUGUUGCCACCCUCAUUGGUCGCGAGCGCAUUUCCCAGAGCGACUCUGAGGAGCACACUUUGACCGAGAAGAUCCAGGCUCUUCUCUUCCUCCGCAAGAAGGAGAUCGAGGAGGCCAAGAAGCGUGCUCAGGAGGCCAAGGAGGCUCUUGAGGAGUAA